This is a messenger RNA of Oncorhynchus gorbuscha (pink salmon), 2334 nucleotides long. Its product is annotated as myelin protein zero-like protein 1. The transcript is spliced from 6 exons. Gene Ontology annotation, cellular component: focal adhesion; cell surface; membrane. Bases 325 to 1260 code for a protein of 311 amino acids. Lineage: Eukaryota; Metazoa; Chordata; Actinopteri; Salmoniformes; Salmonidae. The record is from RefSeq and is a predicted model, not a curated record.
GGUCAUUGUGUUAAAAACUCUUGAGUAAUGAGCUGUUUUUCCAGCACAAUUUGGUGAAAGCCCAAAAGGCUUCAGAAGUCCUUGGUUUCCACAUCAUUAGGCGUUAGCUUUCUGGUUCUGUUGCUCGUUGAUACUUGUAUUGGUUGGCUCUGGUCUUGAGAGCGGCACGCAGCCUGGGAGACCGUGCCGCCAGUCAAGCGCUGUUUAGGGCUUGAACGCCCCAAGAACAUUGCUUACAGGAAGAGGGUGCAGUGGAUGAGCAGCUGGACGCUGGUUAACGUUAGACCUAAAAACAGGGAGGGCAAUAUUGAUACAUUCUAAAUUAUGGAGUUAAGACGGACAAACCCAGCGUGCAAUUGUGUUUUACUAUGUGGAAUAACCUUAUGUCUUAUUUUCGGUAUAAAUCGAACAUUCGCUAUAGAGUUGUACGCCCCGGCGGAAGUGCUGGUUGAGAAUGGCACCACGGGGAUCCUCAAGUGUUCCUUCAAGUCCAGGGAAGUGAUCAGCAGUGCAGCCACAGUCAUCUGGUCGUUUUGCCCGGCGGGAUCCGAUGCCGGAAGCGCUGUUUCCAUUUUCUAUUACACUUCUGCAAACCACUACCCAGGGAGUGUGGCUCAAUUCAAAGACAGGGUGAAAUGGGCGGGAGACCUGAACAAAAAAGAUGCCUCAGUCCAUUUAAUUGAGGCGCAGUUCAACGACAAUGGCACCUACUCAUGUGCCGUGAUUAACCCGCCUGACAUAUCUGGCACUGCCGCUCAGACACAGCUCAAGGUCGUCAUCAAAGAGUCUCUCCCUCAAGACAACACGGCCGUCGUAGUGGCCGCCGUGUGUGGCGCCGUCAUUGGGCUUAUCCUCAUCUCUGUGGUUACCUGCCUGAUCAUCAAGAGGCAUCAAACCACCCAUGAAUAUGAAGGUCUUCUCCUGUGUGUGUCUGUGUCUAUCUUUCCAUGUCGCCUAUUUCUCUGUGCGCCAACGCUUCCUGAACUGCACAAAACAAACCUCUGGUUUGCAAACCCCUCACCCGGCGCAAAAACUAGCUGCACGUCAGUGGAGAGUGUGAGCUCCCACGCCACACGCCCGGGGGGGAAGAAACCAGAGUCCAGCUUGGAGGGCUCCAGGUGUAGCAGCCACUCCACCCCGGUCCAGGUAGGAGCUACAGGACCGGUGAUAUACGCCCAGUUGGAUCACACAGGCACCAAGAACCCCAACUCAUUCCACAAGAUGGAGCCAGUGGUCUACGCUGACAUAAGGAAAAACUGAAGAGAACUGGAGACCAAAAUGGACAGGCCACCAUAGCUCGCUGCUUUGGGAUGGGUGGGUGGGGGUUGUUUAAAUACAAGGUUAGAAUUUAUGCUGUUUUGAAAGAUUGUUUUUUUGUCAUUAAUUUGUCCUUUUGUCUGCUGAAAGCAUUCAUUGCAUGUUCAUGUGUGUGGUAAAACAGUUACGCUACCAAGGAUUAAUACAAUAAUACAACACCGAGAUUAGAGAAGCACUGUCUUCAGAAAGUAUUCAUACCCCUUGAUGUCCUCCACAUUUUAUUCUGUUACAGCCUGAAUUCUAAAUGGAUAUGUUUUUUUUGUUUUACCCAGCUACCCACAAUACCACAUGACAGUGAAAACAUGUUUUGUUAGCAAAUUUAUUGAAAAUGAAAUACAGAAAUUCUCAAUUUACAUAAGUAUUCACACCCCUCUGUCAAUACAUGUUAGAAUCACCUUUGGCAGUUAUCACAGCUGUGAGUCGUUCUGGGUAAGCCUCUAAGAGCUUUGAAUUGUACAGUAUCUGCACAUGUAUUAUUUAAAAAUUCUUACAUUUCUGUCAAGUUGGUUGUUGAUCUUUGCUAGACAGCCAUUUCUAAGUUUUACCAUAGAUUUCCAAGCCCAUUUAAGUCCAAACUGCAACUAGACCAAUCAGGAAUAUUCAAUGUCGUCUUGGUAAGCAACUCGUGUAUAUUUGGCCUUGUUUUUAGGUUAUUGUCCUACUGAAAAGUUAAUUUGACUCCUAGUGUCUGUUGGAAAGCAGACUGAACCAGGAUUUCCUCUAGGAUUUGUGCCAUUGCUUGGCUCUAUUCCGUUUAUCCCCCCCAAAACUCCCUAGUCCUUACCAAUAACAAGCAUGUUACCUGUAACAUGAUGCAGCCACCACCAUGCGUGUUACUCAGUGAUGUGUUGUCGGAUUUGCCCCAAACAUAUCUCUUUGUAUUCAGGCCAUAGUUAAUUUCUUUGCCACAUGUUUUGAAGUUUUACUUUAGUGCUUUAAACAAAAUGCAUGUUUUUGAAUAUUUUUAUUCUGUACAGGCUUCCUUCUUUUCACUCUGUCACUUAGGUUAGUAUUGUG